Sceloporus undulatus (fence lizard) is the source of this 2562-nucleotide messenger RNA. It is a transcript of the gene LMOD3, whose product is annotated as leiomodin 3. Gene Ontology annotation, cellular component: myofibril; striated muscle thin filament. Lineage: Eukaryota; Metazoa; Chordata; Lepidosauria; Squamata; Phrynosomatidae. Gene Ontology annotation, molecular function: actin binding; tropomyosin binding. Bases 300 to 2012 code for a protein of 570 amino acids. Gene Ontology annotation, biological process: muscle contraction; pointed-end actin filament capping; myofibril assembly. The transcript is spliced from 5 exons. The record is from RefSeq and is a predicted model, not a curated record.
GAGGAGGCCAUGGUGAAUGUAUUUGUCAUUGCUUCUUCUUUUAUCGGCCACUGCUUUUCAUUUGUAGCUGGAACAAACAACUGAAGAUGAUGUUCAGAAUUUGAGCAAAUGGUGUUUUCAUGCAAAAUGGAAGGCAUGUGUCUGCACACACUCUAGUCUAGAGAAGCAGAAAGGAAGAAGAAAAGAGCAUAUCAGUCUGAUUUUUGCGCUGGCACAGGAAGCAAUAGAAUAACCAUCUGCUGUCUGCCACAGUUCUAACUGAAAGGUCUGUCUUUUGGGGUUGUAAUCAGCAAAAAAAAAUGUCUGAGUUCAGCCAAAACUCUGACCAGGAAGAAAUUUGUUCUGAGGAUAUUGAUGAAGAUGAAAUCUUAGCAAAUCUGUCCCCAGAAGAACUGAAGGAACUGCAAUGUGAAAUGGAAGUCAUGGCCCCAGACCCCCAAGUGCCAGUUGGAAUGAUACAGAGAGAUCAGACUGAAAAACCUCCAACAGGAAAUUUUGAUCACAGAUCUCUUGUUGACUACCUGUAUUGGCAGAAGGCAUCGAGACGUAUGCACGAGGAUGAGAGGGUGCCAGUCACUCUCCUACCAUCGGAGAGACUCAAUGCGGAGAGGUCUGAAGAAAAUGCUUCUGAUACUAAUGAUGAGAAUCAAAAGUUGAAAAAUGCUACACAGAAAACUAAUGGAGACAUAAGAGAUUACAAAAAUAAUGAAGAAGAGGAAGAGGAAGAGGAGGAGCAGGAGGAAGAAGAGGAGGAGGAGGAGGAGGAAGAGGAAGAGGAAGAGGAGGAAGAAGGAGAAGAUGAGACUGAGAAUGAGAAUGAAGAAGCAAAGGCAAAACAUGAAGAUAAUGAAAAAGACAAAGAUGAUCAGGCAACAAAUAAACCAUGGGGUGAUAAAGACAACAAAAGCAAAAAAGAACCUGAAGAAUCUUACACAGAAUCAAGUGAAAAAGAAGAUACUGAAAAUAAAAUAGCAAAGUUAGCUAUUCCCAAAAAAUUAGCCCUUGAUACCAGUUUCAUUAAGUUAAGUGCAAGGCCUUCAGGAAAUCAAACCAACUUAGAUGAAAGCUUGGCAAAAGUACGAAAGAAUGAUUCAGACAUGACAGAACUCAACUUGAACAACAUUGAAAACAUCCCAAAGGAAAUGCUAACAGAUUUUGUCAAUGCCAUGAAAAAGAACAAGUACAUCAAAACGUUCAGUUUAGCCAAUGUGGGUGCAGAUGAUAAUGUUGCCUUUGCCCUGGCCAACAUGCUACGUGAAAACAGGAGCAUCACUACUUUGAAUAUUGAUUCUAAUUUCAUCUCUGGUAAAGGAAUCGUUGCCAUUAUGAGGUGUCUGCAGUACAAUGAGAAGUUGACUGAGCUACGUUUUCACAACCAGAGGAGUAUGUUGGGCCAUCAAGCAGAAAUGGAGAUUGCCAGGCUACUGAAAGCCAACCCUACACUACUUAAGAUAGGCUACCACUUUGAGCUUCCAGGUCCUCGGAUGGUGGUUACCAACUUACUCAGCAGAAAUCUCGAUAAACAGAGGCAAAAAAGGAUAGAGGAGCAAAAGCAGCAACAGUUAAAACAGCAGAAGGAGCUAAUAGCCAUGUUAGAAAAUGGACUCGGGCUGCCUCCUGGGAUGUGGGAACUGCUAGGAGGACCGGUGCCUGCCGCAUUGAUACCUCCUCCAAUGCAGCCUCCAAUGCCAACAGUCCCCAAAGCUCCCCCUGUUAGCAGAAAAAACGAACCUGCAAGAAAACCAGCCCCUGAACAUGAAAACAGUGAUGACACUCCCUCUUUCAAAGUAGUGAAACUUAAGAGAACCCAGCGCAAACCCACUAUACAAGAAUACGUUGAGCCAGCUGAAAAAACUAAUCUCAAAGAUGUGAUCAAGACAUUAAAACCGAUCCCAAGAAGGCGGCCGCCUCCCCUGGUGGAAAUCACUCCCAGAGAUAAGCUUCUUAAUGAUAUUCGCCAGAGCAACGUAGCGUAUCUGAAACCAGUACCAGUUCCCAAAGAGCUGGAAUAAGGAACCGGUUCAGCUGGAGGAAACAACCUGAAGGAAAAACAAACAAAACCCCCAAACACGGACUAUUCAAGUGUUACUCCAGAUUGCUUCCGGGGCUGUUUCCUUCAGGUGGAAGCCAUGAAGAUGUGGGAACAACGUUUGAAGCAUGCGAUCUGUUGAAGUGAUAACUGAAAAGAGUAGAAUGGAAACAGUAUAAAUGGCUAAGUAUAUCCAUCUGGUCUCAAGUAACAAGCUGGUGCCAUGGCCCUAUAUCUGCCAUCAACAUUUAACAUCUGUGAUGGUGGGAUGGAAAGGGAUCCAUUGCCUUCCCGCCUUAUGUUGCCACUUUUAUAUAGAUUCUUUCAGUAAAUCUUAUCGCAAGCAUGUUGCCCUUUUACAUUUAUGGAAGUAUGUGGUGUCCUUUUCAGAGUCCUUUUCUUUCUCAUUCACUCGUCUGUAGUUGUGUGGCAUGCCUGCCAGCUUCAAAAUAUUUUUUUGCAAACCACAGUUAAUUCUGGUUUUAUUAGAUGAAGGAUACCACAAUAGAAAUAAACGUCUCCUUUUAAAAGAA